CAAAUAAACCUAAAGAGAAAAAACCAACACAAGAAUGGCAGAGAACUUUCCCAUUGUUGACAUGUCAAAGCUUAACACCGAAGAGAGAGCAUCAGCCAUGGAGAUGAUCAAAGAUGCUUGUGAGAACUGGGGUUUCUUUGAGUUGAUAAAUCACCCAAUAUCCAUUGAGUUGAUGGACAAAGUGGAGAAGCUCACAAAAGAACACUACAAAAAGUGUAUGGAGCUGAGGUUCAAAGAAAUGGUGGCAAGCAAAGGCUUGGAGUCUGCUCAAUCUGAAAUCAAUGACUUAGAUUGGGAAAGCACUUUCUUCUUGCGCCAUCUUCCUACCUCCAACAUUUCUGAGAUCCCUGAUCUUCCACAACAUUAUAGAGAAGCAAUGAAGGAGUUUGCAAAGGAACUAGAGAAACUGGCAGAGCUGCUUCUUGAUUUGUUGUGUGAGAAUCUUGGGCUUGAGAAAGGGUACCUGAAGAAGGUGUUCCAUGGGUCAAAGGGCCCAAACUUUGGGACAAAAGUUAGUAACUACCCUCCAUGCCCAAAGCCCGAGCUUAUAAAGGGCCUUAGAGCCCACACAGAUGCUGGGGGCAUCAUCCUUCUCUUCCAAGAUGACAAAGUCAGUGGUCUUCAGCUUCUCAAAGAUGACAAAUGGAUUGAUGUCCCACCCAUGCGCCACUCCAUUGUCAUCAACCUUGGAGAUCAACUUGAGGUGAUAACAAAUGGGAAGUACAAGAGUGUGAUGCACCGAGUGAUAGCUCAAACAGAUGGAACAAGAAUGUCAUUAGCAUCAUUCUACAAUCCAGGGAAUGAUGCUUUGAUUUCUCCAGCACCUGCUUUGGUGAAGGAAUUAGAUGAGACAAGCCAAGUUUACCCAAAAUUUGUUUUUGAUGAUUACAUGAAGCUCUAUGUUGGUCUCAAGUUCCAAGCUAAGGAGCCUAGGUUUGAAGCCAUGAAGGCCAUGGAAGCAUCAUCCAACCUUAGCUUGGGCCCCAUUGCAACUGUCUGAAGCAAUAUGGAUUAUCAAAGCAUUUAAUUAUUGUGUGUGUUUAAUUAUGUGGAUAAUUAAACUGAUGAGGCCUCUAAGUUUAAUCACUGAUUAGUGUCUGGAAUGUUAUAAACAAUAUCAUAGUUUGAAACAAAAAAAAAAAAAGUGUUAGCUUAAGCUUAAAGUUUGUGAGUGUGAUCAGUGAUGUUUAUUGUUUGCGGUAUUAGUGAUGAUGCAAUCUUUUUACUUAGUAAUGAUAUAAUAAUAAGGUGAAUUAUUAUUGUUCAUUUACAAUGAA
Messenger RNA from Arachis duranensis, 1277 nucleotides. RefSeq names its product 1-aminocyclopropane-1-carboxylate oxidase. NCBI's taxonomy places the organism in Eukaryota, Viridiplantae, Streptophyta, Magnoliopsida, Fabales, Fabaceae. The record is from RefSeq and is a predicted model, not a curated record.